UGAGCCGUCUAAACCCAAUAUUUCCCUCUUAAACCACUGCGGCAACAGGUAGGGCUUUUACGUGCAUCUUUCUCUCUCAUAACAAAGACAGAAAUGGCGAAAACAAAGAGCGUGGAGAAUGCAGAGAAGUUGGUGGAGAAAAACAUGAAAGGAAACGAUGCCUCUCAUGAUGCAUCGCACGUGUCGAGGGUCAGGGAUCUUGCUCUCUCCCUCGCCCGUGAGGAAGGCUUAUCUUCUAACCCCGAUUCCAUGGAAAUCGUAGAGCUUGCUGCACUUCUUCAUGAUAUAGGUGACUAUAAAUACUUGAGAGAUCCAUCUGAAGAGCAAAUUGUUGAGAAAUUUCUGGAGGAAGAGGGUGUGGAUGAAAUAAAGAAGAUGAAGAUCUUAGCAAUCAUCAAGGGGAUGGGUUUUAAAGAGGAACUUGCAGGACAUACGACUGAUGGAUUUUCUCCAGAAUUCGGAGUUGUGCAAGAUGCUGAUCGUCUUGAUGCAAUUGGUGCAGUUGGUAUUGCUCGCUGUUUUACUUUUGGUGGAAGUCGGAACAGAGUGCUUCAUGAUCCUACCAUUCUCCCUCGUUCAGAUUUGUCCAAGGAACAGUACAUGAAGAAAGAAGAGCAGACCACUGUGAAUCAUUUUCAUGAGAAGCUUCUCAAAUUGAAGGAUUUGAUGAAAACUAAGGCUGGGCAGAAGAGGGCUGAGAGUAGGCACAAGUUCAUGGAGGAAUUUUUGAAAGAGUUCUAUGAUGAAUGGGAUGGACGAGCUUGAGCUAGGUAAACUUUUUGAUUUCAAGUAAUUUUAGCCAACGAUUUUUUUUAUAUGAACAGGAUACUAAUGUCAGAAAAUUUUUGUGUUGAAUUACUGUCCGGUGUGGUGGUCGAUUAGUGUCUUAGAUUUGCAUUUGACCCGCAUAGCUCUAGUAUCUGAUGCUUAUUUCAAUGUCAACCUUCAUAAUAAUCAACUGGUAUCAAACCAAGCAAAAAAGUCUUUGUCUUUGAUAUUGCACUCAUUUUACUUUCAAUGGCUUUGUUCUUUGUCCACUUGAGGGUGCAGGUACCUGCUAAGAGCAGAACAUGGAACACAUUACCACAAGUCUCAGGACUAGGGGGGUCAUCCCCGCGCGUCCUAGUUACUUGUCGCAAAUUACCUGGCUAGACUAUUUAUCUUGCCCCAACCAAACUACUUAAUUAAGCUAAAGUUGCUUGCCCAAUCAUUGCUGCUCAAAUACUGCUUAUUCUGUUAUUUAGUACACAUACUAGUAGAUUUUGUCAGGAAGAUUAUCCUGAAUAAAUGAGUACUCAAUUAAGUAAAGACUAGAUGUAUGCCUAUUGUGAUUGAUGAGAUGUUGUAAGUUCAUUAAUUUGCGAUGAAAUAUAUGUAUUUUGCAUUUUGGAUGUUUUGUUAA
Hevea brasiliensis (rubber tree) is the source of this 1402-nucleotide messenger RNA. RefSeq lists its product as uncharacterized. NCBI's taxonomy places the organism in Eukaryota, Viridiplantae, Streptophyta, Magnoliopsida, Malpighiales, Euphorbiaceae. The coding region runs from base 94 to 765 and encodes 223 amino acids. The transcript has 7 exons. The record is from RefSeq and is a predicted model, not a curated record.